Messenger RNA from Paramecium pentaurelia, 355 nucleotides. The record is from the annotation of a GenBank genome assembly. NCBI's taxonomy places the organism in Eukaryota, Ciliophora, Oligohymenophorea, Peniculida, Parameciidae.
AUGCAAGGUUUUGUAAAAGAUGGAUAAAUUUUGAAAUUAUGUUAAAAAAAGCAUAAUGAGAAUAGACGAAACAGUUAUGAAACUAAAAUGCCACCUUUUUCAGAUGAUUUUAAUAAUGUUUGCAGAAUUGGACCAAAAAUUUAGAAUGGUUCAUUAACUUAAAGAAUUCAUUCUUUAAAGAAUCUUUAAAAGAGAACAUAGUUUGUAAAAUAAUUGUUUACAUAAGAUACUUACACCGCAUAAAAAAAAAAGAGUAUUUGUUCUUCCUUGUCAAUUACCAACAAUUGGAUGUAACGAGAAGAAAACAAGGAUUAGUCUUAAAUUUCCACCUUAGAGGAUAAAAAAAAUCUUUUGA